Molecule: messenger RNA, 2772 nt
Organism: Daucus carota subsp. sativus
Lineage: Eukaryota; Viridiplantae; Streptophyta; Magnoliopsida; Apiales; Apiaceae
Exons: 2
Coding region: 343-2526 (727 amino acids)
Source: RefSeq, a predicted model, not a curated record
AUCGCCGUUUUGUUUCUCUUUUAUUACGAUUCAAUCCUCCUUUCUUAGGUCAGUGACUCAAAAGAAAGGGUUUUGCGUUUUCAAAUUAAAAAUCUGAUCUUUCAUCUGCUCGUUUGAUUUGGUGAGAAGGAGAAGCUUAACAAGCCCUUCAUUUACUCUGCAAUUAAAUCUUUCUUUUCUCAGGUAAUCGAUGAUUGUUAGGUAUCUAAUUUGACAUAUUGGUGGCCCUUAGCUUUCUACCUUCCGAUACCAUUGGCCUAUAUCUGCCUGAUUUUUGAUCUCUUUGUAGUCAACUGAAAAGAAAUAGUCACAGGUUUACAUUGAUAGUUAGUUCUGGAAAUCAUGGAAUGCAAUAAAGAUGAGGCCAUAAGGGCACAGACAAUUGCUGAGAAGAAAUUCAAGGACAGGGAUGUUGUUGGUGCAAGAAAAUUUGCCUUAAAGGCCCAAAAUUUGUAUCCACAACUUGACGGUAUUUCGCAAAUGUUGAGCACGUUUGAUGUUCAUAUUGCUGCAGAGAACAGAGUAAGUGGUGAAAUGGACUGGUAUGGAGUACUAGGUAUAACGCCAACAGCUGAUGAUGAUACAGUAAGGAAACAGUAUCGGAAGUUGGCCCUCUUGCUACACCCUGAUAAAAACAAGUCUGUUGGUGCUGAUGGUGCCUUUAACUUUAUCUCAGAGGCUUGGAGUUUGUUAUCUGACAAGGCGAAGAGGUUAGCUUAUAACCAGAGGAGGAGUAGUGUAAUGCUUCAACAGAGAGUGCAUACACAACCUCAAAGACCAUAUUCAGCACCAAAUUCGAAUGGAGUUGGUCACUCUACAAAUAGCGUACAUUCGAAACCAACAAGUCAGAGGACUACUUUUACCCCUGCACCCUCUCGACCAACAACUCAGAGGAGUACUGCUGCCCCUCAGCAUUUUCGAAGACCUGAUGCCUUUUGGACUAUGUGCAGUCAUUGCAAGAUGCAGUACGAGUACUUGAAAGAAUACCUUAAUGCCUCCAUUCGUUGCCCCACUUGUCGUAGUAUUUUUAUGGCUGCAGAGGUGGUGCCACCAGUUGAGCCAUUUCACUCAACUUCUCAGCACUCUAAUCAAAAUCUUGGGAAUCAUGCUCCUAGUAGCAUUAGUGGAAGAAAUACUGUAGCCUCAGAAAAUGCACGAGAAGGCGGGUCUACUGUUCCUAAUAUAUCUAAGCAUACAGAUUUUUAUAUGGGUGCCGACCCUACUAUGGGACAAACUGUUAAGGCUGACCCGUUCGUUGCAGCAAAGGCAUCAAAUGUUUAUCAGCAUGCAAAGUCUAGAUUGAAGAGGGAAUAUGAAGGGUCACAGGGUUCUACUCUAAAGGGAGAAGCCUCCUUAAAAAGAAGAGUUUUAAAUGGUAAUGAUAUCCAUUAUGGAGUCAGGCCUCCAUUUCAGAUGCCCUCGGAUUAUAGUAAAAAUAGCAAGGGGUAUGUAUCAGGAUUGCAGGGGUUUGUAGGUGUAAACAGUAGGCCCAAAAACACUAGAGAAUUGACGCCUCUUGAAAACCGAAAAAUGCUAACCGACAAAGCUAUGAUGGAGAUCUGUAAGAAGCUGAAUGAAUGGAAAUCGGAGGCUCUUAAUAUGGCUGCAGAGAAAGAAAGGAGAGGAGAAAAAAUGGACUCUGCACUGGCAGAUAGUGUCGCCAAGUCUUCCAUGACUAAAAGAGAUGACAAAGCUGGAAAGAAUCUUGGAACCAAAUCUGCUGAUGAUGGAAAGAGUGAGGUCCCUGUACUGUCGAUGAAUGUUCCAGAUCCUGAUUUUCAUGAUUUUGACCAGGAUAGGACAGAAAUGUCAUUUGAAGAUAAUCAAGUCUGGGCUGCAUAUGAUGAUGAUGAUGGCAUGCCUCGGUUUUAUGCUUUUGUCCAGAAGGUGAUUUCCCACAAACCAUUUAAAUUGAGGUUUAGCUGGCUUGCCUCAAAAACUAACAGCGAGUUUGGUUCAAUGGAGUGGGUAAGUUAUGGUUUUGCCAAAAGCUGCGGAGACCUUCGGAUUCAGAAAUAUGAAGUCAUCAAGUCUUUAAAUACAUUCUCACACAGAGUUAAGUGGACUAAGGGUCCACGCGGGGUAAUUCAAAUAUUUCCACAGAAAGGGGACAUUUGGGCUCUCUAUAGAAAUUGGUCCAAUGACUGGAACGAGCAUACACCUGAUGAUGUGAUUCACAGGUACGACAUGGUAGAGGUGCUUGAUGACUACAAUGAGGAAAAGGGCAUUACUGUUGCUCCACUGGUCAAAGUUGCAGGUUUCAAGACAGUAUUUCGUCCCCAUCACAGUAAUAUAAUGACAAUACCGAAAGAAGAGAUGUUCCGUUUCUCCCAUCAGGUUCCAAACCAUGUGCUUACAGGACAAGAAGGACCAAAUGCUCCGAAAGGUUGCCAGGAGCUAGAUCCAGCAGCUACUCCUUUAGACCUUCUUCAGGUGAUUGAUGAAGUUGAAGUUCCUGCUGUGGAGAAUCAUGGGCUCGCGAACAAAGAGAUAUUGCCGAAUGCUUCAGGGAUCAGUGUAAUAUGAAAACGCUGAAUAUCUGAAAUAUGUUUGGUCAAAACGAAAGGUACUUAAAGUGAUCCUGUAUACAAAAUUUACCAGGAGAAAUAGUCAAAUUAGCUUUGUUAUAUCUUUUAUCUGAAGAUUAUUGACAACACAUACCACAUGUUUUUUGGUAUUUCAGUUCCCUCCAUGACUUAUUAACAAAAAAUAUUCACUCCGAUGUUUUUUGAUGAAUAAGUGGAUUAAUUCUGAAAUUUGAGUUCUUUGCUA